AUGAUGCCGAAGACAUACACAAGCGAGGAAAGCAACACUAUUUUAUUCUUCGUCGAAGCUGAUGAAGAUGCAGCUGGCAAUAGAAUUGACAAAGGCCUCUAUAUUCUUAAAGAUGGUAAAACGAAGAAAUUAUUAGAAAACGGACGUGACGCCGCUGCUUCUUCUAAUUAUAGCAAAGACGUGUGCAAAAGACAAGAUUUACAAAUACGACCCGAAGAAAAAUACAACCGUAAAAUACGAAUUACUGAAGAUGGUCGAAAGAAAGUUAAAAUGGAUGACGUUCUAAGUGCUCGAGUAAUCGUUUUAGAUUACUCUAACAAUUUAUAUUUCUAUGGUGAAAAUAAGCAACUUUAUUUUGUAAAUGCUGACGGAGUGAAGAAUAUAGAAGAUUUACUUAAGAAUUCGAAUUCAGUCCGACUUAUUAAGCCUCCUCUUGUUAAAGAAAAUGGCAUACCGUACAUGUCUGAUAAUAUUGCAUAUAUUAUUUAUGCAAAUGGAAUAAGCGAAAAGGCUGAUUUCAAUUUUGAAUCUAACGUUAUACCAUCAGCUUAUGGUAUGGAGGUGACCCUAAUUCAGUACUACGCUUAUCAUGAGAAAAUUUACGAACACAAUGUUAUUUUAUUCCCCUUUUCAGGGAUAAAUUAA
Messenger RNA from Parnassius apollo (apollo), 645 nucleotides. The record is from the annotation of a GenBank genome assembly. NCBI's taxonomy places the organism in Eukaryota, Metazoa, Arthropoda, Insecta, Lepidoptera, Papilionidae.